Messenger RNA from Sphaeramia orbicularis (orbiculate cardinalfish), 9410 nucleotides. It is a transcript of the gene fcgbp, whose product is annotated as Fc gamma binding protein. Gene Ontology annotation, cellular component: extracellular matrix. NCBI's taxonomy places the organism in Eukaryota, Metazoa, Chordata, Actinopteri, Kurtiformes, Apogonidae. The record is from RefSeq and is a predicted model, not a curated record. Bases 1 to 9027 code for a protein of 3008 amino acids. The transcript has 22 exons. Gene Ontology annotation, molecular function: protein binding.
AUGGGUUCCCUGUUGCUGCUUUGUGCAUUGGGGGCUCUACUCAGUUGUCCAUGUAAUGCUGUUUGGGCAGGGAAGGAGUUUGCCCUUUCAUUUAUGCAGAAUUAUGCUCCACGCUACGAUACUCCUCGAUUCCAGGUGUACAUCACUGCUGUUCAGAACGACGCUAAAGUGACAGUCCAUGUGCCUCCUUUAAACUUCAAGGAAGAAAGAAAUCUAAAGGCUGGAGAGGGGGUCACCAUCUGUCUCCCAAAUACUGUUGAGAUAUAUGGCAGCACAAAGUCUCCUAACACAGUACGCAUUGAAGCCUCAGCAGAUGUGACUGUAACCUCGUUCAGCUAUAAGCUGUAUACAGCAGACACCUCUGUGGUGUAUCCCAUGACUGAAUGGGGUACUGAAUAUUUCAUCUUUACACCUGCUGGAACCCCGUAUGGCUCCUUCAAAGAGUUUGCUGUGACAAAUGGAAAGGAAAGCAACAGAGUGGAGAUUUUUCCAAAAAACACUAUCAAGUUCCAGCAUCGUAUGUAUGGGAGUGGCAGCCGACUGGUAAUAGAUCUGCAGCCCUAUGAGACUGUACAACUCCAGAGCACAAAUGAACUCUCUGGAUCCAGGAUUGUUUCCCAGCACCCUGUUGCUGUUUUCACAGGCCACAGCUGCACCUGGCGAUUCUCUAAAUGUAACCAUGUUUUUGAGCAAUUAAUACCAGUAAAUAAAUGGGGAUCCAACUUCAUUGUGCCUCCCUUGGACUUCCAGAGAAAGUUUGACAGUGUCUACAUCCAGGCUUCCCAGUCUACUCGUGUCACUGUCCAGAAUGGAAACCGUAAAGAUCCUUUGAAGCUAACUAGGGGACAAAUGGUGGAGAUUCGUUACCACAACCCUGAGACACUGUUCAUUCAGGCUGAUCAUGGCAUCCAGGUCCUCCUACUCUUCAAUGGUGUUACACGUGGCUGGUUCCAAUUCUACGAUCCUUUCUUGAUGACCAUUGUACCCACUGACCGCUUCUGCUCCUCAUAUUCACUAGAAGCUUUGAAGGACUUUGACAACCAAGCCCUGAUUGUGGCAAAAACCAAUACAAUGGCAGAACUCCGGAUGGAUGGCACAAACCUGCUCCGUGAUGUCCAGUGGAAAAACGUAGCAGGGACAGAUUUUUCAUGGGCGAAGAUUUCCUACAAACAAGUCCCAAGCAACAACAGACACACUGUGUCCACUUCUGGUACCCCCUUUGCUCUUUACAGUAUAGGAGUCAGCCAGAUGAAUGGUUAUGGUGCCCCAGGACACUGUAUCAAACCAGGAAGUGGAGGCCCAUUAUCCUGUGAUAGUAUAACCUGCAGUGGCAAUGAAGUAUGUGAAGUGAAGGGUGGGUACCCUUCAUGUGUGCCAAAGCCGAGCAAGCCUGGCACCUGUUGGGCCAUGGGCGAUCCACAUUACCGUACGUUUGACGGCCGGCGCUAUGACUUCAUGGGUACCUGCACCUAUGUGAUUGCUAAAAACUGUGGAAAGGAUGAUAAUCUCCCAGCCUUUGAAGUCCUGGCCCAGAAUGAGAACAGAGGCAACCUAAGGGUGUCAUAUGUUGGCCUAGUCAUAGUGAAGGUGUAUGGGGUCACCAUCAUAGUAGCUCGCUCUGAGACCGGUCGUGUGCGGAUUGACAACACUCUCUGGGCUUUGCCUACUGUCUUGAACAAUGACAAACUGGCUCUGUUUCAGAGCGGACGAUCUGUUGUUAUUGAGACCGCUUUUGGUCUGACUGUCAAAUAUGACUGGGAACAUUCCCUUGUGGUCACUCUCUCUGGUAGUUAUGCUGGUAAGACUUGUGGUCUCUGUGGAAACUUCAAUGGAAACCCCAGUGAUGAUUUUACCACUCCCUCUGGCAGCCAGGCAGGUGGGGCUGUGGCUUUUGGGAGUAGCUGGAAGGUUCCAGGCCUGGUGAAAAAUGCUCUUUGUAGAGAUGACUGUGUGGGUGGGUGUGAACGUUGUGAGCACAACUUGAUGAAGAUGUGGGCAGGUGACUUAUUCUGUGGGCUCAUCACACUUGUACUAGAUGGGCCGUUUAGCAAAUGUCACUCUGUCAUUGAUCCCCAAGCAUACCUAGAGAACUGUAAAUAUGAUGUUUGCAUGGGAGGUGGCCUUCGACAUUUCCUCUGCAGAGCACUGGAAGCUUAUACUGAUGCUUGUCAAAGUGCAGGCAUCCAGGUCCAUGAUUGGAGGAAACUUGCAAAAUGUCCUGCUAAAUGUCCACGCAACAGUCACUAUGAGCUCUGUGGCAAUGCCUGCCCUGCCACUUGUUCUGAUCCUAAUGCACCCUCCAAAUGCAAACGCCCAUGUGUGGAGACCUGCACAUGUAACGCAGGCUUUGUUUUAAGUGGAGAACACUGUGUGCCUGCUAAGGAAUGUGGCUGUACCUAUGAGGGUCGAUAUAUUCCUGCUGGGGAGUCCUUCUGGGCUGAUGAGGGCUGUCGACGAAGGUGUAAAUGUGUUCCAGGAAAAAGACGUGUGGAGUGCCAAGACAAAGGCUGUGGGAAAGGGCAGCAGUGCCAGGUGGUGAAUGGUAUUAGAAAAUGUCAACCAGUUUCCCAUAGUACCUGCCAGGCUACGGGUGACCCCCAUUACAAGACCUUUGACAAGAGGAAGUUUGACUUCCAAGGCACAUGUGUGUACCAGUUGACUGCACUGUGCUCUAACGAUCCAGACUUGGUGCCAUUUGAAGUGUUGGUACAGAAUGACCACCGGGGUAGUAAGGUGGUUUCCUACACAAAGUUGGUAGAGAUCAAGGUUUACUCCCUCAGCAUUCUCAUAACUAGGACACACAAAGGCAUGGUUAUGAUAAACAAUGAGCUGCUCAACCUGCCUGUGACCCUGAGAGGAGGAGAGGUGUCUGUGUUUAAGAGUGGCUGGUAUGCUGUGGUCACCACAAAUUUUGGCCUUAAGGUUUCCUUUAACUGGAACAGUGCUGUGUUUGUAACACUGCCCAGCAACUACAUGGGCGCUGUUUGUGGCCUGUGUGGCAACUACAAUGGCAAACCACAGGAUGACCUGAUUCCAAAGAAUGGUAACAAACCUGUCUCAGCAAAAGAUUUCGGUUCCAGCUGGAGAGUUGCUGAGAUCCCAGGUUGCGUGGAGGGCUGUAAAGGGGUGUGUCCAGAUUGUGACAUCACUGAGAAGAUUAAAUAUGAAAAAGGGGAAUUCUGUGGUAUUCUGAGGGACCCUAAGGGGCCAUUCCGUGACUGCCAUGCCAAAGUGGACCCAGCUGAUUUCUUUGAAGACUGCGUUUAUGAUGUAUGCCUGUAUAAGGGCAGAAAGGAUGUGCUGUGUCAGGCUAUUACAUCAUAUACAUCUGCCUGUCAGGCUGUGGGGGCCAAGGUGUACAGCUGGAGAACUAGUCAGUUCUGUGCGGUGAAAUGUUCAGCCCAUAGCCAUUAUGAAAUUUGUGCAACUGCCUGUCCUGCCACUUGCCAUAGCCUGACCUCACCUCAAGGCUGUGAAGCUCACUGUGAGGAGGGCUGUACCUGUGAUGAAGGCCACAUCCUCAGUGGAGAUUACUGUGUCCCCUUCUCGCAGUGCGGUUGUGUUUAUGAGGACCGCUACUACCGCAUUGGGCAAGUUUUUUAUCCCAAUGGAAAGUGUGAGGAAGAGUGCAAGUGUGGACAGGAUGGAGAGGUCGAGUGUAAGAAGUUCACAUGUGGCCCUAAUGAGAAGUGUGCAGUAGAGAAUGGUGUUCAGAAAUGUCAUCCUGUUGGGAAGGGUGUGUGCCAUGCCUCAGGAGACCCCCAUUAUCGCUCCUUUGAUGGGCGAACAUUUGACUUUCAGGGUACCUGCACUUACACACUUUCUAAGAGCUGUGGGCUAGAAGGCACCCACCUUGUGGCCUUCUCUGUUCAGGUGGAGAAUGUGCAAUGGAAUCAGAUGAUGAACGGGAAAGUGGUAUCUGUCACUAAGCUAGUGGCUGUGGAGGUCUAUGGUUACACACUCAUCAUGAGGAACAACAUGUUUGGAGUGCUUGUAAAUGGAGUAUUUAACUACCUUCCGUUGAGUCUGAAUGAUGGAGCAGUGCAAGUCUUUCAAGAAGGCAUGCAUUACGUUAUUGCAACCAAUUUUGGUCUGCGUGUUACUUAUGACCUGGUCUACCAUGUUACAGUAACAGUGCCUGGAAAUUACCGUAAUAAGGUCUGUGGCCUGUGCGGCAAUUUCAAUGGAAAUGCAAAAGAUGACUUCAAAAUGCCCAACAACAGGGUUGUCAAUAAUGUAAAUGCCUUUGGAAAAUCAUGGAAAGUCACAAUUCCUAAUGUGGUGUGUGCAAAUGGCUGUGAAGGGAAUAACUGUCCUGACUGUGACCCAGCUCGUAAGGCUGUAUUUUCCAAGCCCACUUAUUGUGGGAUUGUUACAGCACCCAAUGGUCCUUUUGCAAUCUGCCAUAGUAAACUGGACCCAAAGCCAUACUUCGAUGAUUGUGUGUUUGACGUGUGUGCUUCAAAUGGUGAUGGAAAGGUGCUAUGUGACAGCAUAGCAGCCUAUGCCUUCAACUGCCACAUGGCGGGAGUAGAUGUCAAAAACUGGAGGACACCUUCUUUCUGUCCAAUGAAAUGCCCAGCCAACAGUCACUAUGAAGUCUGUGCAGACGCCUGCUCUGACUCCUGCCCUGGCCUCACAGAGAUAGUCGCAUGCUCCACCAGCUGUACAGAAGGUUGUGAAUGUGAUGCUGGCUUCUUAUUCAAUGGUCAGACAUGUGUAAAGGAGAAUCAGUGUGGCUGCUAUGACAAUGGGAAAACUUACAAGCCUGGUGAAGUGUCGUAUGAUGAAGACUGUACUACAAAAUGCAUGUGUAAUCCAGAAAAAGGCUUAGUAUGUGAAAAGCACUCCUGUCCUCCAAGCACCAAAUGCAUGGUCAAGAAAGGAAUUAGAGCAUGCUACAAUACAGAUCCCUGCAAAGAUGCCAAAUGUCGUGUCAAGGAGAAGUGCCGUGUUGAGAAGGGUGAAGCUGUGUGUGUCCCUGAGUACACAGGCAUUUGCUGGGCAUGGGGUGACCCCCACUACCACACAUUUGAUGGAUACAACUAUGACUUCCAGGGCACCUGCAAGUAUGUCAUCUCUAAGACCUGUGGUGACCUGGAUGGUCUAGUGCCCUUCUCAAUCACAGAGAGGAAUGACAACAGAGGGAACACUGCAGUCUCCUAUGUUAGGGAGGUGUUUGUGUCUGUAUAUGGGUAUGAAAUCAUCAUUCGCAAGAGCCAAGUUGGUCGAGUCACGGUGAAUGGAGAGCUAUUAAAUCUGCCAUUGCACCUGGAUGACGAUAAGGUCAAAGUGUUUCACCGUGGUGGCAGUGCAGAGAUAGAGACAGACUUUGGCCUUAUUGUCCUCUAUGACUGGAAUUGGAAAGUUACUGUCAAACUGCCCAGCAGUUACUAUGGCCUUGUCUGUGGUCUGUGUGGCAACUUCAAUGGUAACAGCCGGGAUGAGCUUCAGAAUCCAGCAGGACAGGCUGUGCCAUCAGUAAUAGAGUGGGGCAAGAGCUGGCAAACACCUGACCAGGACAAGGACCAUCCCUGCUGGGACACAUGUGUCAAAAACUGUCCUACCUGUAAUGGCAAUGAUCGUAAGCUUUAUGAGACUCAGGCCUUCUGUGGAUCCCUUGCAGCAAAGACCAAUAGUGUGUUUCAGAAAUGUCAUGGAAAUUUGGAUCCCCAGGCCUUCAUGAACAGCUGUGUAUAUGAUAUGUGUUUGAAUAAGGGAGACAAAAAGAUGCUGUGCCAGGCACUGGCCUCCUACAGCGAGCAGUGUCGUGAGCAAGGAAUAAUAAUUAAGGGCUGGAGGAAGAAGUUUGGCUGUCCAAUGAAUUGUCAGCGUCACAGUCACUAUGAGGACUGUGCCAGCCCAUGCCAGCCAACCUGCCCAUUCCCUGAGCAGAAACAAAUCUGCCAAGGUGCUUGUGUGGAGACAUGUGUGUGUGAUAAAGGUUACGUCCUCAGCGCUGGUGUCUGUGUGCCUGCAAAAACAUGUGGUUGCUCAUAUCAGGGUCGCUACUACAAGCCAGGUGAACACUUCUGGGCUGAUGAGGUUUGCGGUCGUCUAUGUGAAUGUGAUACAAAACUGGGCAUGGUGACAUGCCGCGAGGCUUCUUGCUCUCCCAAGGAGACGUGCAACGUAGUGGAUGGAGUGCGUGCCUGCCGGCCCAUCAGUCAUUCCACUUGCACAGCCUCAGGUGACCCACACUACCGGACUUUUGAUGGCCGCAGGUUUGACUUCCAGGGCACUUGUGUGUAUCAGCUGGUGGGACUGUGCUCUGAGCAGCCUGGUCUGGUGCCCUUCAAGGUGACAGUGCAGAAUGACAACCGGGGAAGCAAAGCAGUAUCCUAUACAAGAACGGUCACAUUCUCUAUAUAUGGCAUCAAAGUCACCAUUAGCAGAGAAUACCCCUACUAUGUCCUGCUCAAUGGACAGCUUGUUUCAUUGCCGGUGGAUUACAAUAAUCAGCUGAUCGUGUUUCGAAGUGGCUGGACGGCUGUAGUGGAGACAGAUGCUGGUAUCACCGUGACCUUUGACUGGCGUAGUACAGUAACUGUUACUCUGCCUAGCAACUACCAGAGUGCAGUCUGUGGUCUGUGUGGAAAUUACAACGGAAAAUCCCAGGAUGACCUGACCAUGCGAAAUGGACAGCCUGCCUCUGAUGGAACCAAGCUGGGAGAGAGCUGGCAAGUGGCCCUUGUUCCAGGUUGUUCAUCGGUCUGCCAGGGGCCAUGGUGUCAUGCCUGUUCAGGCUCCCAAAAGAAUGUGUACCGAGCCCAAAAGUACUGCGGUAUUAUCGCUGACAAAGCAGGGCCUUUCAGAGAGUGUCACAGCCGUAUUGACCCUACCCCUUACCUGGAAGAUUGCAUAUAUGAUGCCUGUCAUUAUAAUGGUCACCAUGGAUCAGUGUGUGAUGCUAUUAGUGUGUAUGUAUCUGCCUGUCAAAGUCUGGGAGUCACCAUCCGCUCCUGGAGAACAGAAACAUUCUGCCCAAUGGUGUGUCCAGCUAACAGCCAUUAUACCCUGUGUGCCACGGGUUGCCCAGCCACCUGUUCCAGCUUAACCUCCCGUAACUGCCACAGGCGCUGUGCAGAAGCAUGUGAGUGUAAUGAAGGCUACCUGCUGAGUGGGGACACCUGUGUGCCUGUGAGAGACUGUGGCUGCUCCUACGAUGGCCAGUACUACAGAAUAGGAGAGGUCUUCUAUCCUGAAACCGAGUGUGUAGAGCAAUGUGUCUGUGGAGAGAACGGUGCAGUGUCAUGUCAAAAAACCAAAUGCCGUCCUGGGGAGACAUGUAAGAUUGUGAGGGGAGUGAAAGGCUGCCACCCAAUAGGGCAAGGCAAGUGUGUGGCUUCUGGAGACCCUCAUUACAUUUCCUUUGAUGGACGGAGGUUUGAUUUCCAAGGUACCUGCGUCUAUGUACUGGCCAAGGUGUGUAAUGAUGGCAAAGGCCAGCUGACGCCAUUCACUGUAACUCAGGGGAAUGAGAAGUAUGGAAAUGGAAAAGUGGCUGUUACAAAGUCAGUUGCUGUGGAAGUCUAUGGUUAUACCAUUUACAUCGAGCAAAGAAAGCCUUGGAAAGUCAUUGUGAAUGAUGAACUUCUAAACCUGCCACUCUCCCUUGAUAAUGGCCGUCUCAGAGUCACUCAGGAGGGCCGUAAUGUAAUUGUUCGGACCGACUUUGGACUCACGGUCCUUUAUGAUACUGUCUAUUAUGUUGAGGUGAUUGUUCCAUCUACAUACCAGGGUAAAAUGUGUGGCCUUUGCGGCAACUACAACAAAAACUCUGGUGAUGACUUCAUCCUUCCAAAUGGCAGAAGAACAAACAACAUUGACGACUUUGGAAAGGCUUGGGUGGUAGAUCUGCCUGGGUUUGAUUGCGGGGGUUGUGGUGGUCAGUGUCCAGUAUGUAGCGAGGCCAAGGCAACCCUGUAUGGAAAGCCAGACUCCUGUGGUAUUAUGAGUUUACCUAAUGGGCCUUUUAAAGCCUGCCACAGUAAAAUUGACCCUGCAGCAUAUGUUUCUCACUGCGUAUUCGAUGUUUGUGCUUCGGGUGACAACAAAGAUACUCUGUGUAACAGUGUACAGGCCUAUGCUCUCGCCUGCCAGAGCGCAGGAGUUAAAAUUGAGAAAUGGAGGAGCAGCUCUUUCUGCCCUGCUACCUGCCCACCACACAGCCACUAUGAGGUCUGUGCAGACACCUGUGGUGGAACCUGUGCCAGUUUUAUUUACCCAUUCACAUGUUCUGAAAGCUGCUUUGAAGGAUGUCAGUGUGAUGCUGGCUUUGUUUUUGAUGGUGUGCAAUGUGUUUCCAUGGACAAAUGUGGAUGUGUGCUCGAUGGCAAAUAUCUUACGGUGGGCCAAGAGGUUGUGGACAAGGACUGUCUAUCCAAGUGUGUGUGCCAGGCCUCUGGGACAGUGAGGUGUGAAAAGAUGUCCUGUGCUAGUGGAGAGGUGUGUGCAGUCAGAGACGGGGUCAGGGGCUGCCAUGUCAAACGAGGCCAAUGCAACGUCAACCAAGUUGCCCACUUCACCUCGUUUGAUGGCAUGUCUGGAGAAAUGAAUGCUCUCGGGGCAUUCGAAGUGGCAUCUAUGUGUGAUGAGACCGCAAAGCUGUGGUUCCGUGUGGUUGUGGACAUCAGGGUCUGCAGCAAGGGUGGACGUCCAGCUGUUAAUGCUGUGUAUGUGUUCUUUAAAGAGAGUGUCAUUGCAGUGAACAGACAGCAUGUAACCUGGGUAAAUGGCAGGAAAGUGUCUCUUCCCAGCAAAGUGACAGGUGAGGUGUCAGUCCACAUCUCGGAGAGGACUGUGAUCAUAGAGAGGCCAUCUGCUGUACGGGUCACCUACUCAAUUUCACAGGAGGUCACAGUAAUUAUUGACAGUAGCCUGUCUGGUAAAAUGUGCGGCGCCUGUGGCAACUACAAUAACAACUCCAAAGAUGAUAUGACAACAGCAGAUGGAAAAAUAACCACUGAUGUGUCUGUAGUCAUUGGCUCCUGGAGUGCUGGGGACUUUUCUAGCUGUGGCCUGUAGAGAUAUCAGCUCCGUGUUGAAACAAAACAGCUGGUAUAGAGAAUGAAGAAGGAUGUGAAGUCAUUCAUCUAAACCUGCUUGUUUACAACUAGUCUUACUCAUCAUACUGCUGUUCUUUCUCUUAAUUCUCAAAAUGUUUUUUUGCUGUUACUAACAGACUGGUCCUUUUAUUGUUUGAGUAGUAAAAAUAUUACACUUUCUUGAACAACAUCUCCAUCUGGUGGAGGAAGGAAUUUAUCUGCUUUCCUGUUAAACUGCAGCUCACAAUAGAGGAACAAUCACGAGUUACCAAGACUUAUCUGCAUGAUCAUACAUGACUUGGUUUAAAAUUGUGUGUAAAAUGUUCUCUCUUUGUAGUUCCAGUCAAUAAACACCUUUUUUUC